UUUCGCUGUGUUUAUUGUAACUGUAACCUUUCCACGGUUCUUUCUUUUGCUAUCUUUCUUGGUUCGUUUUCUAUAUCUUUAUUCUUGUAUUGUAUAAUCUGAUUUUGGUUAUAAGAGUGAUUUUAUUUCGUGAAUUUUCGACAUAGCGCCCACUGGGAAAAUGUUCAAAUUCUUCUGGGGUAAAGGUUCACAUCAAUCUGCUGAAAGAUUGAAAAUACAGAAAGAACUUUUUCAAUUUCAAAAGACAGCACAACAUGGUUUUCCAAGUAAGCCUACUUCUUUAGCAUGGGAUCCUGUAUUACGGCUACUAUGUGUUGCUACAAGAACAGGUGCCAUAAAAAUUUUUGGAGCUCCUGGGGUGGAAUUUUAUGGACAGCUACCAAAGGAUAAAAUUAUUUGCAGCUUACAUUUUGUCCCUGGCCGUGGACGGGUUAUUGCAGUUUGUGAAGAUAAUUCACUUCAACUUUGGGAAAUAUCUACUGAUGGUAGUCCUUCUCUAAAAUGCAUCCACACUCAGUCAUUGGAGGGAAAGCUCAAAAAGAUAUCUGCAUGUUGUGUAGAAUCAAAUGGAGAAAAUUUAUUAAUUGGAACAGAAAAUGGGAAUAUCUAUAUCAUGGAUUUGCUUCAACAACAAAUGACUGAGUCUGUUAUUUAUCUUGACGUUGUAAUGCAGAAGUUUUUGGUUUCAUAUUUUAACAGUGUUACAGAAGAUUUCAAGGUGAACCCAGGAGCUGUUGAAUGUGUUAUUGAGCAGCCUAACAGUCCAGAUCAUAUUCUUAUUGGUUAUACACGGGGAUUACUUGUAUUAUGGAAUCGCAAAACACUUUGUGCCGACCAAACCUUUGUUGCUUCUCAACAAUUGGAAGGUGCAAGCUGGCACCCCAAUGGUCAAAAAUUUGUUUCAGCUCAUAAUGAUGGUUCUUACAUGACAUGGGUCCUUGAACAAGGAGAAACUGAGAUGCUAGUAAAGAAAGAGCCUAGUAUUACAUCACCCUAUGGCCCUGCUGGAUGCAAGGCUAUUACAAAAAUCUUCUGGAAGGAUACAGAUUUGGAGGAGUCUGGAAUCUUUGUCUUUAGUGGUGGAAUGCCACGCGCUAGCUACGGCGAUCGUUAUACUGUGUCAGUCGUGAAAGGAGAAAAGAACCAUGUUACCUAUGACUUUACUUCUAAAGUGGUGGAUUUCUGUGUGAUCAAUGAAGCAACUACCGGCCAGGCAGAAGCUCUUGUAGUGUUAGCUGAAGAAGAGUUAAUCGUGAUUGACUUGAUCAGUCCUGGUUGGCCGUCAUUCUCGUUGCCUUAUUUGGCCUCUCUGCAUUGCAGUGCAGUGACAGCCCAAACUGUGGUUACAGUAACACCAGAAUUGUACGCUAAAAUCAAAUCAAACCCACAGGGGAUGACGUCGUCUUCGAAGUUAAGUACCCGGAAGUGGCCAAUAAAUGGAGGAGUAUCGGUCAACGAACAAAUUGAUUUAACUUCUCAACGAAUAUUACUUCUUACCGGACACGAGGAUGGCUCUGUUCGUUUUUGGGAUGCUAGCACUGCCUCACUCUGUCAAAUCUCUAAAUUUUCGACUUCGUCCUGUUUCGCAAGUGACGAUUUAGAUUGUACCCUUGAAAAUGAUCCGGAUGAAAUAGAUGAAGAGGAGUGGCCCCCUUUUCGAAAGAUUGGAGUAUUCGAUCCAUACUCUGAUGACCCUCGAUUAGCUGUAAAGAAAUUGUGCCUAUGUCCUGUUACCGGAACGCUAACAGUUGCAGGGACUGCUGGUCAAGUUAUUGUUGCCGCGCUGUGUGACAGUCAAAGCGAAAAAGAAGUUCCGGUUACACUCGUUAACAUCGUUUCGGAUCGAGACAAUUUUGUGUGGAAAGGACACGAUAAAUUAAUAGCACGGAAAGGGUUACAAUUGUUUAAGGUUGGCUUUCAGCCGACGUCCAUUCUUCAACUUCAUCCUCCUGCAGCAGUUACAGCGUUAGCGUUAAAUGCAGAAUGGUCCGUCUUAGCUGUUGGAACUGCUCAUGGACUAACUCUUUAUGACAUAUUUCUUAAAAAAGAGGUGGUUGCAAAAUGCACCCUUAAUCCGAAUGAUGUUUCCGGAACUGGCGAUCAACCAAUGUCACGACGGAAGUCUUUCAAAAAGUCCUUAAGAGAGUCUUUUAGGCGACUGCGCAAAGGACGUAGCCAGCGUCCUACAGCUGGCCCAAAGGGUGCUCCUACAUCACCUUUUCCAAAACUGGAAGAUAAUUCUGUAAACAAUGCGGGACCAUCGGUAGCUGCUGAAGUACGUCCCGUUGAGAGACAGAUUGAGGCAAGAAAUGUUGUACUAGAUGAUGGAAUGGGCAGCAUGGUACGCUGUUUGCUUCUGGCCAAAACCUUCGUAAUCAGUCAGGCUUCCAAUGCAACUGCAACUCUCUGGGCUGGAACAAACAGUGGGGCUAUCUACGUUUUUACAAUCAGCGUACACACCGGAAAUAGACGAGAAGUGGAGCCAGUCUAUGCACAACUUGCGAAAGAAAUUCAGCUGAAACAUCGAGCACCUGUGGUCUCGAUUAACAUAAUAGAUGCGUCCUUUGCCGCUGUAAGUGAAUCAUUCGAAUAUGCAGGAGCAAAAUCUGUUUUGGAAUCCUCUCCUCCACAUCGCGUGGUGAUUUCAUCUGAGGAACAAUUUAAAGUUUUUACGCUUCCAAAUUUGCGACCAUAUGGAAAGUACAAGUUAACGGCCUACACCGGAUGUAAGGUUAGGCGCGUUGCCGUUAUUCCCUUUACUGCUCGAUCUGAUUCGUCUUACGAAGAAAAUUGCCUGGUAUGCCUUUCCAAUCAAGGGGAUUUCCAUAUUUUAAGCCUUCCGGAUCUUCGUCGGCAAAUGAACGCUCAGGCCAUAAGAAAAGAGGAUAUACAUGCCACGAGCACCGUUGUCCUCACCCAUCAAGGAGAAGCAUUUUAUAUGUUGUCUUCCAGUGAAUUACAACGAGUUGCAUUGAGCGCUCGUAACUCCCUUCAGUUAAAAUGUCAAGUGAUUGGAAUGACGACAAACACGGACUCUACGGAAUCAAGCUCUCAUUCAGUGAAUAGAAAUAGUGCAUCUAGGGAAGAAAAACUAGAAGUUAUCGGAUCAGAAUUGUCGGACAUUUCAGUUGUUUCGAAUACGAGUAACCCAAAUGAAGAUCGAGAGAAUGAUAAAAAUAACUCCAACAGCGAAACGAACAAUUCAACUAUCGUAAGUGUUGAACCGGAAACAAGCUUUGGGGACAUGACGGUGGAUUCUGUAAAAGACCAUAUUAUUCUCAAUUUGGAAGAGUGUAGAAUCACGGAACGUACAACCGAAACUCGCAUUGCGGAAUUUAAAACAGAAAUAUCCAUUGUGAAAUCUGAGGAAGUUUCUACUAUCUCUAGCGCAAUCUCAAUAGAAAAAUCACAUUCCAUCUGUCCACUGUCACCAGUUAGUUCAGUUCAAGUGGGCUCCCAGUUUGAGAAAAAAAAGGAUUUGCAAGAUCAUUACGCUUCUGCUUCAAAUGAAAAAUCCGAUAUGCUAUGCGCGGAGGGUGUCUCAACAGUUCCAGUCGAGGAUAAUUUGGCAGCCGAAACCGAAGCAGCAAAUUGAAAAGUGAAUAAUUUCAGCUUUGUAGGCUAGUGUGUAUGCCAAGCUGGGUACUACUGUUAAAAGCUUGCUGAUACGUUAAUGAGAAUCAAGUUUGCGGGAAAGGGGCAGCUAAUUGUUUGUCAAUAUUCGAUGGUGUCGGUUUUACUGCAUUCCAGUACCUUCUUUUAGAAUAAUAUUAUAGUACCAAGGAUGAUUUCUCAAGCAUUCCAGCUGCAACUAAUUAUUAUAUUCGACUAAUCCUAGCAAAUGAAACAACAAUCGUUUCCACCGCUAGACUUAGUUGUUUAACUAUCUGGCUUUAUGUCUUCAAAAUUGCUCUGUACCCGCAUGGAACUUAUUUUUACUAGUUCUAUGUACUCAUAUUAAAUGGUGACAUAUUGGAAGGGAGAACCAAUGUGGUCUCCAAUUACAAGAUUCGGCGUUUGUGUAAGACUUGUUUAAUCGACUGCCUUUGAUCGGUUUGCCUUUUCAUGAAAUUAACGGGAGUUUUCUCUCAACCGCCAUUUUGUGUAUCUCCGAAAAUUCAUAUGGAAUCUGGUUAACUAAUACAAUCCUUUUAUGGAAGCA
Daphnia magna is the source of this 4162-nucleotide messenger RNA. It is a transcript of the gene l(2)gl, whose product is annotated as lethal(2) giant larvae protein homolog 1. Bases 161 to 3595 code for a protein of 1144 amino acids. NCBI's taxonomy places the organism in Eukaryota, Metazoa, Arthropoda, Branchiopoda, Diplostraca, Daphniidae. Gene Ontology annotation, biological process: regulation of establishment or maintenance of cell polarity; regulation of protein secretion; regulation of Notch signaling pathway. The record is from RefSeq and is a predicted model, not a curated record. Gene Ontology annotation, molecular function: GTPase activator activity; myosin II binding; syntaxin binding. The transcript has 19 exons. Gene Ontology annotation, cellular component: plasma membrane; cortical actin cytoskeleton; cytoplasm.